CAAGAUCAGUUUCUUACCGUCGGUACUCAGAAAUAUAUCUCGAAGAUGUUGAAGCUUAUACCAUUAGCCAUUUUAUUGGCAGUAUUUGCCGCUGAAGUGACAUCGCAAAAGUUCAUUCUACCCACAUACCGACCUCCACCUCGAAAGCCGAUUAUCAUUCGCACCGUCCGAGACACUGAUGGCGCAAGAGAUCAACCACAAUGGUUGUACCAAGGUGACAUUCCUCGUGCACCAACAACUGGUGAUCAUCCAUACUUACCACCUUAUAUUGACGAUGUGCAAAUAGACGCGAAUAGAAGAUAUGCACGCAGUCUGGACUCUCCCAGCAGUAAGCGCCAUGGAGGAAGCAGCAAUUCCCGUACAAGAGGUGAUAAUGGUGCAACACAUCCUGGCUACAAUCGCCGUAAUGCAAGAGAAGUCUUCGAAACCAAUAGCAACAUGUACAAGGCAGUUUCUAUUUUUUUCUUCAUACUUGUCGUGCUAUUUGCAUGGACCUCGGGCCAUGCUUUGAACCGAGAAGAACGUGAUAUUCAACUUCCUAAGUUAACCAGACCUAAAAUAAUUAUACCCAAUUGGAAUCCGAACGCAAAAGUUGAACCAUGGAAAGUGAUUGGAGGCCACAAUCGCCAUCGUCGGUACGCUGAAAAUAUUGAAAACGCUGCAAUGGAGUAUCCAGCGAAUGAGUGAAAUUAUUUAAGCAUAUCGUUAUUUUCGUGAAAAUACAGAAUGGAUUUGGUCUUUACGUAAUAUGGAAAUGAAUAACUAAAUUUGAAUGAUUUAUUAUAUAAAUAUUUAUGUCUUUGGAUAUGUAAUAUAGUGAUUGAAGUUUGUGUAUUUAAAAAAAUUUAAAAUAUUAAAAAUAAAUUAAA
Messenger RNA from Leptidea sinapis, 869 nucleotides. It is a transcript of the gene Leb3, whose product is annotated as lebocin-4-like. Bases 46 to 687 code for a protein of 213 amino acids. The transcript has 2 exons. NCBI's taxonomy places the organism in Eukaryota, Metazoa, Arthropoda, Insecta, Lepidoptera, Pieridae. The record is from RefSeq and is a predicted model, not a curated record.